GUUGCUUCGAAGACCCUACAGCUCGAGGUGAUCGACCAGCGAAAGCGUCGAUUAGAAGAGGAGAACUCGACUUUGCGAAAACGUUUGGAGCGAGCCAAAAAGAGCGAGAAGUUAGGCAGUACAGAUGCUGUGUUGAUGGAAGAAAUAAGGGAACUUAAGGAUGUUCUCACAUGCCCGUCAUGUAAGGUCAAUCGAAAAGAUGCGAUCUUGACCAAAUGCUUCCAUGUCUUCUGCAUGAAGUGCUUAAAAACGAGGUAUGACACAAGGCAACGAAAGUGCCCGAAGUGUAACGCUGGCUUCGGAGCGAACGACUUUCAUAGGGUUUACAUUGGGUAA
Haemonchus placei is the source of this 336-nucleotide messenger RNA. The record is from the annotation of a GenBank genome assembly. Lineage: Eukaryota; Metazoa; Nematoda; Chromadorea; Rhabditida; Trichostrongylidae.